AAUUGAAAAAUUUCGUAUCAUUCGGUGAAAUGUCUUUCGAAAAUAAAGUCGUACUUAUAACCGGUGCCGGUUCUGGCAUUGGCGAAGCAAUAGCGGUUCAUUUCGCUAAGUUAUCCGCUAAGCUGUCUCUACUGGACAUUAACGCUGAAAAUCUAGAAAAAGCAGUUGAAAAGUGCGAGGAAUUGAGCAAAACUAAGGCGAUUAAAAUUAUCCUCGAUAUGACAAAAGAUGAAAGCGUAAAACAAGCAGUCGAUAAAACUAUUGAAGAAUUUGGAAAAAUCGACGUAGUUGUCAAUUGUGCAGGAAUUGUUAGUAUAUCUGGUAUACUAGAUGGUGUAUUCAUAAAUGAUUUCGAUAAAGUAAUGACUGUUAAUUUAAGAGCAUAUGUUGUAAUGACACAUUACGCUGCGCCAGCAUUGGUUAAAACUAAAGGAUGUAUAAUCAACAUAGCUAGUGUAUACGCUAAGUUGGUUGAUAAGAAAAUUAUUCCUUACACAACUUCUAAAGCAGCUGUGGCACAUUUCACCAAGAAUGCCGCUCUGGAAUUAGCUGAGAAAGGAGUAAGAGUCAAUUCCAUUUCCCCUGGAUUUGUUGAGACGAAAAUUAUAGUAAAUAGCAAGUGUGACAUGGAUAAAUUUAAACUGUUGGAAAGGAAGUCGCCGCCUAUUGAACAUGUACUGAAGGUGGAAGAGAUCGCAGAUUUGGCUGGUUAUCUGGCAAGUGAUAAAGCGCAGAGUAUAACUGGAGCUGACUUUGUCAUUGAUUCUGGAUCUACUCUUUUGGGAUCGUUGCUAGAGAACAUCUAAAUAUAUUUUUAGUUUAUUUUAGAAACAUUUUGUAAAACUUGCAUGU
This is a messenger RNA of Maniola jurtina (meadow brown), 852 nucleotides long. RefSeq lists its product as uncharacterized. Lineage: Eukaryota; Metazoa; Arthropoda; Insecta; Lepidoptera; Nymphalidae. Bases 30 to 806 code for a protein of 258 amino acids. The record is from RefSeq and is a predicted model, not a curated record. The transcript is spliced from 2 exons. Gene Ontology annotation, molecular function: oxidoreductase activity.